Molecule: messenger RNA, 1488 nt
Organism: Exophiala oligosperma
Lineage: Eukaryota; Fungi; Ascomycota; Eurotiomycetes; Chaetothyriales; Herpotrichiellaceae
Exons: 2
Coding region: 1-1206 (401 amino acids)
Source: RefSeq, a predicted model, not a curated record
AUGAACCGGGAGACCCUCGAGCUCGAACAGGCCAUCGGCUUCCCUACGUGGAACUGGGUGCUGGACCGCAUCGAACCGGGCCGCGGCGUGGGCGACGCCCAGGACCAGGCCGUCGAAGGCUUCAACGUCCUCUCGGGGAAACUCACCAACAUCCGGUUCCGGCUGAGGACGUUUCAACAACAGAUCAAGUUCAUUUCGAGGUGCAACGCUGGUUACCGCUUGAGUCUGGACCCCGAGUCACCCAAUUUCGAGGCGCUGUUGCGAGAGUGUGACGAGUUGCAACUGUACAUGGACGUCAUGUGGGAUUAUACUUUUGUUCAUCUCUUUGACGCCGACUCCCUGGGUGAACGUCUCCAAAACGCCAUGAACUCGGUUUUUCAACUCACGACUCAACGAGAUUCCCGAGCCAGCCUGGCCAUCGCCGACAUCAACAACGAACUGGCCUGGCAAGGACGCAACAACAACACGGCAAUGAUGACCAUUGCUUUUAUAUCAUUGUUGUUUUUGCCUGGCACAUUUGUCGCCUCCUUUUUUCAAACCCCCAUUUUCAAUUUUCCGUCAUCAUCGACCGAAAAUGAAGGAGGAGGAGGAGGAGGAGGAGGCGUGAUUGUCACCCGCCCAUUUUGGAUCUACUGGACCGUGAGUGGGGCCUUGACUUUGGGGUUGGGGAUGGGAUGGAUGAAGUACCUCCGUCGUCGGCGUGAGAUGGACAGGCGAGAUCGUGAGUUUGAAAGGACAAGAUUCCGAGAGAGGAUCAGGAGACGCGGUGGUGGUGGCGGUGGUGGUCUUGCCUCCUCGUUUAUCCUUGAGAGGAGUAGUAGUACGGGACGCGGUGUGAAGGUGGUAGGGAUUGAGAGUGUGAACGGUGGUCCUGGUUCGAGCUUGAGGAAGCAUGGACACUCGGGGAUGGCAAUGAUGCAAGAAUGUGGAUUGUUUUCUUCGGUGAGGAGAAACCACCGUACUACGAGUAUCGACAACAAGGUCAGACGAAAAAGAGGGACAGUAGGUGGUGGUGGUGGUAUGACGAUGGAGUGGAGCGGAGACGAACAAAACUCAACCAUCACGAACGACCACAAUGCCCGAUUUCCCACGCGCACCAACACGGAACUUGGUAUUGGUCUCACGGCCACGACUUGUGCGGGAGAGUAUGGCCCCGACGAUGGAGUCAAGAUGUACGACACCACCCAUUCGACAAGAACGUGGUGAGAAGUGAGGAAGAAACGGAGGUAAUGCAAUACAGACCGGACUACCUGACCCGAGGUACGGUGUUGCAAGUGUCGGCCAAGGUACAAGUACAAUAUGUGAGAAAAUGUAAUGAUACAGCGACGUAAGAAUCCUCCUGGCAACGGUCACGAAUGAUGAAUUUGCAAGUAUGGAAGCACAGUGAAGUCAGUGGCUAUUGACAGCGAACUUGUUUCUACUUUAUCAAGCACAAGGUACUCUUGGAGGUUACAUUGUUAUUGCGAGCAUAGUUAACUUCUCGAUCAA